Messenger RNA from Hydatigera taeniaeformis, 2418 nucleotides. NCBI's taxonomy places the organism in Eukaryota, Metazoa, Platyhelminthes, Cestoda, Cyclophyllidea, Taeniidae. The record is from the annotation of a GenBank genome assembly.
AUGCCUAUGCGCAUCAACCACUCAGCACUGAAGAAUGGCUCUGCUUCUCCCAACCAGUCACAACAACAAAGUUCUGGAGGUCUUCCCAGGCGUAGCAAUUCUGUCAGUUCACCCACCUCAGUCGAUAAUGGGAUUCUCCGUGGUGGACGACAAAAACGUCAUCGCUAUGGUAGUGGAGCCUCUUUAGGGGGCUCUGACACCCAGCAGCCAUGUAGAAAGUCACGUAGGAACAGAUCUUCAGUUGGAAACAGCAUUCAUGAUACUCUUCCCGUUGCAAAUCCCGCUACUGAUGCCAUCUGUAACGCUAAUUUUGUAUCGGGAGGUGGUAGUAAGUGUUUUGGUGAUUCGGGAGAGUCUGAUUCCAACUCUCGCAUGGAAGCUAUUAAGACAGCAGUUGAAGAAGUUGCUGCAGUGCAAGUUAGCGUUCGUGUCGACGAUGAUGGUUCAGGAACACAGACUCCACAGAGUAAUGAUGAAGGCAACAACAGCGAAAAUGAAGACGAUCAAGUCGCGAAACUGCCAUCAACGUCAUUUCCAGACCCUGAAUCUACCUGCGAUUCUGCGACUACUGUUAUCGCUGUUGACAAGAAUAUUCAACGAUCUCUUUCCUCCACCAUUUCCAUCGUUCCUCGUUCAAUUAGCUGUGAUUCCUCCAUUCCUUCCACUUCAUCUUCAGCUCUCCCCGUGGACGCAGCAUUUAGGCAACAGGUGGUUGGUGCAUGCACAACCACUCGCCUUCCCAAGUCCAGUCUUUCAAGCUUCUCCUCUGUCACUUCCCUCGUUGAUACCGUUCUCGAGCCCCUUUCUAUGCUCCCGUCACCAGGAGAGCUCGUCCUUUCCGCACAACAUCGGGCGACGGAUGAUUCAUCCUCCCAGGGUCUUUAUAAUGAGAGUUCUUCCUCAUCCCUUUCAAAUUUCCGAAAGUCAUCUUCCAAGGUUACCCGCAAACGCAUCGGCGUUGUUACUGCCGUCUCCAGUAAACGUGGAAAAAGGAAACUUGAACCGGUUUUGCGUGAACAUCCAAAGAAGCUCGCUCGGAAGGUACUGAAAGUGGGAGUUAAUAUAGAGCUGAAUAUGGACGUCGAUACAGCAGCCGAGGCUCAACCGCAUAUCUACCCUCUGCGCUCAAGGAUCCGUCAGGAGCAGUUACGCAGAGAGUGGGAGGAGAGGCAAGCUGCUCCUCGCCAGUUAGAUAGUCUUCCCUUCGAACUCAUUCUCCGCAUCAUCCAAUAUCUCAGUGUUCAAGACCUCUUCUCCCUUCAGUGCCUCAAUAAGCGACUGAAGAUCAUCACGGCAAGGCAUCUGAGUACACUAAAACGGAUUAACUUCAGCUCGGGAUUGCCCUUUGCAUACCUGCCGAGAAAGCUUGACGACACUGCGUUAAGGCGCAUUCUAACCUACACCCCCGAGGUCACCCACAUUCUUGGUUUUUAUCCUCGUCGCAUUUACGACAACACUUCACCUGAGUUGCAGCACAUCGCCCAUGCUCUCACCUACGAUGGGGUGUUUGAAGCAUUUCGGAGUUGCACAAAACUCCGCUCGGUCGAGUUGAUGGAUGUAGGUCUGAUGAGCCUCCUUGUGAACCGUCUGCCUAAUGUUAAGUUCCAUGGUAUGUUUCGAAAUCGACCUGACAGUUGGGAUAGCGAAUAUGCGGUUCCUAUGCCACCAGAGCCUGCUCCACUGCCUAGUCCAUCAGCUGGUCCUUCCACCUCUUCUUCGACUGGAAAUAAUCUUGCCUGUGCCGCGGCUACUUUCGUUCAGCGAGCUGCUGCUAGCGGAGCUCGAUUAGCAAGGUGGUUUGAACCCGUAGGGGAAGUGCCACAACUUCAGGGAUCACCGUGCUGUCCACAGUACACCUACCUCUAUCCCCACACUCAUCGCGUCUUUCUUCAACCACACUUCCACAUGCAAACUCAACGUAACGUCAAUCAGGAAGCGCCAUUGACAGAACCACCUCUGUCAGCAACAUCACUUUCGUCAUCAAAUGCGGGCGGGGAGCAGAGCGCGUACGGGUCGAUGAUGGCGUUCGCUAUCGCUACAGCGUUUGUGUCGCCGGAGGGUAUGCAAGCGCGAAAUGAUUUGAAUACAGGGCGGAGAGUGAGAGGCAGUGCGUGGAGUAACACCAGUGGUGGGGUGAUGACGCAUCUGCGUAGACCUCCGAUCAACACAUUGCUCUCUGGUGUUUCGGCUGCUGCAGCUGCUGUAGCGGCAACAGGAGGCAUUGGGGAUGCGCGAACUAGUGCACCGGUUUCACCUUUCCCAAUACUCACUCGCACGCCGUCAGUUACUCUUCCUCUAGCCAUCUCUAAUCUAACAAAGCUUGAUCUCGUCUCUGUAGCCAUUUCAGUUCUACCCAGGCUUGAUAACGUCAAGUACCUUCACUUAAAGUGGGUGAGUUUUGAGCACAUUUCGAAUUAA